Necator americanus (New World hookworm) is the source of this 852-nucleotide messenger RNA. RefSeq lists its product as uncharacterized. Gene Ontology annotation, biological process: olfactory behavior; G protein-coupled receptor signaling pathway. Gene Ontology annotation, cellular component: plasma membrane. Lineage: Eukaryota; Metazoa; Nematoda; Chromadorea; Rhabditida; Ancylostomatidae. Gene Ontology annotation, molecular function: G protein-coupled olfactory receptor activity. The transcript has 7 exons. The record is from RefSeq and is a predicted model, not a curated record. The coding region runs from base 1 to 852 and encodes 283 amino acids.
AUGUUACUUACAACAAUAUUCAACAUGGUCUAUUCUAUCAUCCAAGCCGUAACUAUGCCGGUGAUCCAUGUGUACGAGAUGUCAUUCUUUAUUUUUGCUAGCGGAUUAGGUGCUGUUCCGAAUAGUUUCAACAGAUUCGCUACCGCUGUGUUCUGCUCCACGUUUGCACAGUCACUCUGCGUAUUAGCACUACAUUUCCUCUAUCGAUACAUUCAAGUUGUCAGGCCACGAGCUCGAUUCGUGUUUGAAAAUCCUUUAUAUGUGUCUAUUUUGAUUGUACUGUACGUGUUCGUGGCUGCUGACUAUGGUUCCGUUUGUUUUUUCAAUUUCGGACCUUCGGCAAUUAAAGAUGCCUAUUUUGCCGAACAAAUGCUCAAAUUUUACAAUAUAGACAUUACACAAGUAGGCUAUCUGGGCCCUGUAUAUGUGAUGAAUGAAGAAAUGCAAUGGCUCGAUUUUCUUGGUUUGCUGAACGUUAGCGUUGUCAUUGGAUUUACAUUAGCUGUGAUACCGUUUUGUGGAACAGCAAUUUUUCGCUGCUUAUACAAGCAACAAGUGACGAGCAAGAAGACGAAAGAGUUGCAAAUUCAGAUGUUUCGGGUUCUUCUGAUACAGUCCUUCUUUCCUAUCGCCUUCACGUUUAUUCCCUCAUCCGGUCUACUAGUAAUGUCAUUAUUUGGUAAAAAUAUUGGAGCAAGUGUAAAUAUUGUUGCUAUUCUUCUCACGAUAUAUCCUGUUAUUGAUCCAUUGAUCGUACUGUAUUUUGUGAGCAGUUAUCGUGAAGCUAUUCGAAUGUAUUUUGGACAGUUCAAAUAUAUUACAAAUCGAAAAGUUACUCCUGUAAAAUUUUGA